CGUCACGUGAUAAUUAUGAUUAGAUAAGAAUUGAUAAAUAAAUACGCUACAUUCAGUGAGCGCGAUACCUUGUGUGACAUAUAUGGACUAUCUAAAUCAGUGCAUUGUUUGGAUUGUUAUAUUAAAAGUGAAUAAAAUAUUUGGUGUAAUGACAGCUGAUAAUAAUGGCAAAAAUCGUCAUUGGUUCAGGGAAAUUUCUAUAAGAAUUCCUAACCGUCGUUUCUACAGGCCGCAAUUUCAAACAAGGCAGGAUAGUCACAAAAGAUAGACUUUUCCGAAGAAAGAUUUCUUAGCUUUUUAGGUAUGAAAAAAAAAUUCAGUGUGUAAAACUGAUAUCAUGGAAUGAGCAUAUUUGAUUACAUUGGUUCAUCAGUUGUGUAAAAAACUAUGGCUACUCCAUUGUAUAGUUCAAAACUAUCGGGAUCAAAAUUCAAGAAUUGGAUUAAGGCUGGAUUAGGUGUUCUAUAUACUAAAGAAGGCAUUGAGCCUUUUGUUCAUGAUGAAAUAGAACAGUUCCAGCAGAAAUGUUUGAGCGACAUUUGCAACAACAAUGGACUUCCUGCUGGUACCACAUGUUCUAGUUGUUGUACAGAAAAUGUUAUUGUUUGUCCUACAGAUAGAAUUUGUAAUGUGGGACGUAGGAAAUGCAAAUUCCAUAGAAAUUCUGCAACGCAAUAUCUCCCAUCUGGCUGCCCUAACAAGAUAUGUCACAAUUUCAAAAACGAAAUACAGAAUGCUCAUCGUUUCUGUGGUCCAUCAUAUAAAAACACUGAUGCUACCCAGUGGUGCAGCAGUACAUGGGAGGUUGCUAAAUGCUUCAUGCCACCAGACAGGUACAAGGAUGUGAAAAAUGCAUCAGAGACGAAUUUCAAUGGAAUCGUCAGUGUGAUUAUCAACUAUAAAGCCUUUCAGUCGAAAGUUCACGAUGACCUUAGUAGGAGAAUCAAUAUUUUUGACAAGGCUAGAGAAGUAGGUAAAGCUGUUACACAUUCCUCAUACUUAGGAAUGGAAGAUGAAGAUCUACAACAGUACUUUAGCAUUUUACAGAAUCUACUGUCAGAUCCUGGUACUUUAGCUACUAAUUCAUCUUCGCAGAAUGCUAAAAAGAAAUUAACUCAGCUUCAAAAUGAUACCUUGGUCAUUGACAUAGAGGAUAUCCGGAAAGUGCUCGAUGAUGUUGCUAAGGCAGUUGAGAAUGAACUAAGAACUGAAAAAGAUGAGCACACGAAGAAAGCUGAAAAACAAAAGUUAGAAAUAAUCAAGAUCACAAACAAGUCUGUUAGUGCUUUUAAAAGGCAAGAAAAAUGGUCAAUGUUUGAGCUAGAUAAAGUAAUAUCUGCAGUUGUGGAAACAGAAGUACAUACAAAGGAACCGGUAAUAGAGGAUCACUCAAUACAGAAGAGUCACCAACAUGAAGCUGAGGCACCAAUUGUUUUUGUCCCGAUUGCGUCGCAGUUAAAACAAAGCAAAAUGAUAGAGUCUCGUAGGACAAGAGGACGGAAAAGGAAGGCGGAUCAUUUGUCUGAAGCUUCAUCAGUGCCAAUGGUGUCGGUGUCGGACAUGCCAGCAGUUACGGUGUCGGACGCGCCAGUGAGGUCCGAAGUUGUACCAGUGCCAGCAGUGACAGCGCAGGAUGUGGAUUCGGGGUCAUCUAGGUCAGCGUUGGGGACAGUGACUGCUGAAAAUGCGGUUUCGGGGUCAUCAAGGUCAGCAUUUAGGACAUUGUUUGCUGAAGCUGCAGUUUCGGGGUCACCAAGGUCAGUGUCUGCUGAAGAUGCGGUUUCGGGGUCAUCAAGGUCAUCGCUGGGACAGUGCAUGCUGAGAUACCGCAUGGAAUCAAAUUCCGAGACAGGUAUAAUAUUCCAGUUAUUGGUAUUAAUACAGAAAUAG
Messenger RNA from Mercenaria mercenaria, 1890 nucleotides. RefSeq lists its product as uncharacterized. The coding region runs from base 388 to 1890 and encodes 500 amino acids. The record is from RefSeq and is a predicted model, not a curated record. Lineage: Eukaryota; Metazoa; Mollusca; Bivalvia; Venerida; Veneridae. The transcript is spliced from 5 exons.